AUGCAGACCUUUCUGAAAGGGAAGAGAGUUGGCUACUGGCUGAGCGAGAAGAAAAUCAAGAAGCUGAAUUUCCAGGCCUUCGCCGAGCUGUGCAGGAAGCGGGGAGUGGAAACCACCCAACUGAACCUUAGCCGGCCAAUUGAGGAACAAGGCCCCCUGGACGUCAUCAUCCACAAGCUGACGGAUGUCAUCCUUGAAGCCGACCAGAAUGACAGCCAGUCCCUGGAGCUGGUACAUAGGUUCCAGGAAUACAUCGAUGCGCACCCUGAGACCAUUGUCCUGGACCCCCUUCCUGCCAUCAGGACCCUGCUUGACCGCUCCAAGUCCUAUGAACUCAUCCGGAAGAUCGAGGCCUACAUGAAAGAUGACAGGAUCUGCUCGCCACCCUUCAUGGAGCUCACCAGCCUGUGCGGAGACGACACCAUGAGGCUCCUGGAGAAGAACGGCCUGGCAUUCCCCUUCAUUUGCAAAACCAGAGUGGCUCAUGGCACCAACUCUCAUGAGAUGGCCAUCGUGUUCAACCAGGAGGGCCUGAGUGCCAUCCAGCCACCCUGUGUGGUCCAGAACUUCAUCAACCACAACGCUGUUUUGUACAAGGUGUUUGUGGUGGGCGAGUCCUACACCGUGGUCCAGAGGCCCUCGCUGAAGAACUUCUCUGCCGGCACGUCAGACCGCGAGUCCAUCUUCUUCAACAGCCACAACGUGUCAAAGCCGGAGUCUUCAUCGGUCCUGACCGCGCUGGACAAGAUUGAGGGCGUGUUUGAGCGGCCGAGUGACGAGGUCAUCCGGGAGCUGUCCCGGGCCCUUCGGCAGGCGCUGGGUGUGUCGCUGUUUGGGAUCGACAUCAUCAUCAAUAACCAGACGGGGCAGCACGCUGUUAUCGACAUCAACGCCUUCCCAGGCUAUGAGGGCGUCAGCGAGUUCUUCACAGACCUCCUGAACCACGUGGCCACCGUCCUGCAGGGCCAGAGUGCAGCCGCGGCAGCCGCGGGGGACGUGGCCCCACUGAGGCACAGCAGGCUCCUGGCAGAGCAGGCGGGCAGCCUGGCGGGCGAGCGGACGUGCAGCGCCAGCCCGGGCUGCUGCAGCAGCAUGAUGGGCCAGGACCCACCCUGGGCGUCGGAGGCCGAUGCGGGCGGCGUGGGCACGGGCAGCACCGCCAAGCUGCCCCACCAGAGACUCGGUUGCACCGCGGCGGUAUCUCCCAGCUUCCAGCAGCACUGCGUGGCCUCACUGGCCACUAAGGCCUCCUCCCAGUAG
Messenger RNA from Puma concolor (puma), 1260 nucleotides. NCBI's taxonomy places the organism in Eukaryota, Metazoa, Chordata, Mammalia, Carnivora, Felidae. The record is from RefSeq and is a predicted model, not a curated record.